AGCUGACUCUGAGGGAAGCAUAGAAUGGGCAGUGUGUCUUGGGCUACAGCUCCUGCAUUAUUCACGAGGGAAAUCCACAGGGAGGGGAGGGAGGAGUAAACAAGGGGGUGUGUGGAGUAGCUGUUAAUACGUGGCAGCGUGCGUCCUCCUAUUUGCUGUGCUACUUGGAGGCUUGGUGAGCUUGAGGUAAUGAGCCUCUAUGUAAGCCACAGAGGAGGAGGAGGAGGGAUGGUGAGCAGAGAGAGUGAUUUUUCAGCAGCAGUUAAAUUGCACAUCUAUAUUUGACCCUGGAAAAGGCCUCUUCCGUUUUCUCGGCAGCUGAAGGCCAGAGGUCUGCUUCCUUGGAAACUGCAAGGGACAGGGGUCUGCACCCAGCUGUGCUGCUUGGAUGUUUCUCAGGUCUUUGCAAUCAUGUCUCAAAUAUUCCUUGUCUUGCAUGGAGGACCUUCUCGUUUGAGAUAGAGGUGAACGAAAGACAAUUGAAUAGCCCUGAAGGGAGCGAGAAAGAAUCAGAGAAGAGCAAAUGGCUUAAGGGUGAAAGGUGAAGGAGGCUGUUCAGUAUUAAACCGGGACUAAGACAAGAGUAUUUAAAUAAACACCCGGAACCACAGUAUUAAGCAAAUCAAGUAUCCUGCUGCACUACGGUAGUAAGACACCACUUUGCCUUGUUGGAAGAAACUGGGGACGUAGGAUCUUAGCCAAAUAUUCAAAAUGGUAAUGCAAAGGUAUCUCCUAACCUAUAUGGGAGUGGUGCUUGCUUUAUACCUUCAUCACCUCAUCAGAGCCAUUGAAGUCCCUCGGGAUCCAAGUAUUCAAGAUACAUUGCCUCAACCCCCCACUAUCACAAAACAGUCUGUGAAGGAUUAUAUUGUAGAUCCAAGGGAUAAUAUAUUCAUUGAGUGUGAAGCAAAAGGCAACCCCAAUCCCAUAUUUUCAUGGUCACGAAAUGGGAAGUUCUUCAAUGUCGCCAAGGACCCAAGAGUAAGCAUAAGACAUUGGACGGGUACACUGGCUAUUGACUUCCGCAGUGGCGGUAGGCCAGAGGAUUAUGAGGGGGAAUAUCAGUGUUUUGCUCGGAAUGAUUUGGGGACAGCCAUCUCCAACAAAAUAUUCCUGCAAGUUUCAAAGUCUCCUUUGUGGCCAAAGGAAAACUUGGACAUUCAAGAGGUUCAUGAAGGUGCUCAUCUUAUCUUGGCAUGCAAUCCCCCUCCUGGACUGCCGCCUCCUGCUAUCUUCUGGAUGAGCAGCUCCAUGGAGUCAAUCCACCAAGACAAGCGUGUCUCCCAAGGACAGAAUGGUGACUUAUAUUUCUCCAAUGUCAUGCAGGAGGAUGCCCUGACUGACUACAGCUGCAAUGCUCGCUUUGCAUUUACCCACACCAUCCAGCAGAAAAACCCGUACACCCUCAAGGUCCUGACCAAGCAUCCCCAUAAUGAAACGUCCUUUCGAAAUCACACUGACAUAUACAGUGCCCGAGGUAUCACAGAAAGGCACCCCAGCUUCCUGUACCCCACUGGGACCUCAAGCAGUCAGAUGGUGCUGAGAGGAGAGGAUCUCUUACUGGAAUGCAUUGCUUCGGGAGUUCCAACACCAGAUAUCGCGUGGCACAAGAAAGGAGGUGAACUCCCAGCGGGCAGGUACAAGCUGGAGAACUUUAACAAGGCUCUUCAUAUUGCCAAUGUUUCCGAGGAAGAUUCUGGGGAAUACUUCUGCUUGGCUUCCAACAAAGUGGGCAGCAGCCGGCACACGAUCUCGGUGAGAGUAAAGGCUUCUCCUUACUGGUUGGAUGAACCAGAGAACCUUAUUUUGGCUCCUGGUGAGGAUGGGAGACUGGUUUGCCGAGCCAAUGGUAACCCCAAGCCUUCAAUCCAGUGGCUGGUGAAUGGAGAACUUAUAGAAAGUUCUGCUCCCAACCCAAGCCGUGAAGUAACUGGAGAUACUGUUAUGUUUCGGGACAUCCAAAGUGGCAGCAGUGCCGUGUACCAGUGCAACGCUUCUAAUGAACAUGGGUACCUGUUAGCCAAUGCCUUUGUCAGCGUCUUGGAUGUUAUUCCUCGGAUCCUUGCCCCUCGUAACCAGCUGAUCAAAGUGAUUCAGAACAACCGGACUUUCCUUGACUGUCCAUUCUUUGGGUCCCCAAUCCCCACCUUACGAUGGUUUAAGAAUGGCCAGGGAAGCACACUGCAUGGUGGCAACUACAAAACACAUGAGAAUGGGACUUUGGAAAUCAUCAGGGCUCGAAAGGAAGACCAGGGAACGUAUACCUGUGUGGCCACUAAUCUUCUGGGCAAAGCACAGAACCAAGUUCGUUUGGAAAUAAAAGAUCCAACUAGGAUCACAGACGGGCCCAAAGAUGCUGUGCCAAAGAAGGGUUCCACAGUUCAGUUGAUAUGCCGGAUAAGACAUGACCCCACGCUGAGACUUACAGUCACCUGGCUCAAGGAUGACGCGCACCUGUACUUAGGAAGCAGGAUGAAGAAGGAAGAAGAUGGCCUCACGAUAUAUGGAGUGGCUGAGAAAGAUCAAGGCUAUUACACCUGUGUCGCCAGCACGGAACUCGAUAAAGAUAUUGCUAGAGCUCAUCUCACUGUCCUUGCUCCUUCUUCUGUUAACCGUAUGACCCCACUCAAAGCACGUCCCGAACGUCCUCGGGACCUUGAACUAACAGAUCUCGCUGAAAGGAGUGUGCGGUUGACAUGGAUUCCUGGGGAUGACAACAACAGCCCCAUCACAGAUUACAUUGUAGAAUUUGAGGAGGAUAGAUUUGAACCUGGAACUUGGCACAACCAUUCCCGACACUUAGGAAGUGUGAACUCUGCCAUCUUGCGCCUCGCGCCCUUUGUCAACUACCAGUUCCGAGUGAUAGCUGUGAACGAAGUAGGAAGCAGUUAUCCCAGCACGCCUUCUGAGCGUUACCAUACAAACGGUGCACGUCCAGAAAUUAACCCCACAGGAGUUAAAGGGGCAGGAACAGCAAAAAAUAACAUGGUGAUAUCGUGGACGCCAUUAAAUGCAACCCAGGUUUAUGGCCCCAACCUGAGAUACAUUGUGAAAUGGAGGAGAAGGGACACACGAGAGAAUUGGAGCAACAGAACAGUAAAGGGUGAUGUCAGCUACUACACUGUCACACAGACGCCCAUCUAUACACCCUACGAGAUCAAAGUGCAGGCUGUCAACGACUAUGGGAUGGCUUCAGAACCUGAAACUAUCAUUGGCUACUCGGGGGAAGAUUAUCCUAAGGCUGCUCCCACUGAUCUUAGACUCAAAGUUGUAAACAGCACGGCAGUCAGCCUGCAAUGGAGUAGAGUGUACCCGGAAACCAUCCAGGGACAGCUUAAGGAAUACAGAGCUUAUUACUGGAGAGAAAGUAGUUUGAUGAAGAACCUAUGGGUCUCUAAGAAAAAGCAGUCUAUGGGUUUUAUUGGAGACCGGACACGGGGCAUAGUGUCCCGGCUGUUUCCUUACAGCAACUACAAAAUGGAGAUGGUUGUAGUCAAUGGGAGAGGAGAUGGGCCUCGAAGUGAAACUCUGGAGUUCACAACACCGGAAGGAGUGCCCAGUGCCCCAAGGUAUUUCAGAAUCCGUCAGCCAAACCUGGAAACCAUCACUUUGGAAUGGGAGCACCCUGAACAUCCCAAUGGCAUUCUUAUUGGAUACACCCUUAGAUACCAAGCCUUUAACGGAUCCAAAAGUGGCAGAACAUUGGUAGAGAACUUCUCUCCUAAUCAGACAAAGUUUAUACUCCAGAGGACGGACCCCAUAUCGCGCUACAGAUUCAACCUGCGUUGCAAGACGCAAAUUGGGGAAGGUGAGCCUUCCACGGGGGAGUCGCCAAUUCCAUUGAAUGAAGUUCUUCCAACCUCAGUUCUAAUCUCGCCAACAACAAUCGACCAAACUACAGCUGCCACAACUGUGGCCACCACUACAGAAGCCACCACUACAGAAGCCACUACUACAGAAGCAACCACCACAACUACCACCACAGAAGCUACCACCACCACAGAAGCUACCACCACCACAGAAGCAACCACCGUCACAGAAGCAACCACCGUCACCACAAUUGUUGCUAGUACAAUAGCUGGUGUUGGAAAACAGCCCAUCUGGGACGUAAAAGCUUCACCUAACAGUAACUUGGCCAACAUAACCUGGAACCACACGUUUGAUCCUGAAACUGAGUUUGUGGUUGAGUAUAUCAACAGUAAACAUUGGGAGCACGAGAAUGCUGCAGGAUCCUUAAUGCCACCAGAGAUCCUGUCAUCUCUCAAAGGUAACAAAACAGUGAAAUCUUUCAUUGGUAAAGCCUUUGUGGAGCUGUUUGACCUGAUUCCUGGGGAGAAGUAUCUAGUGCGGGUUUAUCUCAAAGGGAAUGAUACUAUCAGCUCGAACGUAACCUUUCAAACAAGUCCAGCAUAUACUAACAACCAACGGGACAUUGCAACUCAGGGCUGGUUUAUUGGACUGAUGUGUGCCAUCGCUCUUCUGGUCCUGAUUUUGCUGAUAGUUUGCUUCAUUAAGAGAAGCAGAGGAGGGAAAUAUCCAGUGAGAGAAAACAAAGAUGUUCCCCUGGACCCUGAUGACCAGAAGGUAGAUAAUGGGUCGUUUGAUUACAGGUAUGUUUCUAGUGACGAAGACAACAAGCCGCUGCAGGGCAGCCAGACCUCAAUAGACGGCACGAUAAAGCAGCAAGAAAGUGACGACAGCUUGGUGGACUAUGGCGAAGGAGGCGAAGGGCAGUUCAACGAGGAUGGCUCCUUUAUUGGGCAGUACACAGUCAAGAAGGACAAAGAUGAGACAGAAGGCAACGAGAGCUCGGAAGCCACAUCACCAGUUAAUGCUAUCUACUCCCUGGCAUAACACAAUACACUGAAACAGCAGCAACGGAAAGAAACAGAAGUCGGUGUGGGUCGGCAAAGUCACCAUCAACAGCAGAUCACAACCAGAGUUGGACAAAUAAUGACCAAACACAAACCUGGCCAGGUGGUCACCAGUGCCAUCACCUCUUUAGCAAACAAAGCAAAUGGCAUAGAUGCACAGGCUGCUGAAGUGAUCAUACUGCAGCUGAAACCUGAGCUAACCCACAAGAGACCAGUAGAAGAGCAGGAUGCACAGAUUCUACGCCCCAGGCUUCAGAACUUGGACUGAAAUAAACACCCCUCUAUACCCCCCUCCAAUGUCUAA
Elgaria multicarinata webbii is the source of this 5178-nucleotide messenger RNA. RefSeq names its product neurofascin (gene NFASC). Lineage: Eukaryota; Metazoa; Chordata; Lepidosauria; Squamata; Anguidae. The record is from RefSeq and is a predicted model, not a curated record. Gene Ontology annotation, cellular component: axon; plasma membrane. Gene Ontology annotation, molecular function: cell-cell adhesion mediator activity. Bases 712 to 4854 code for a protein of 1380 amino acids. Gene Ontology annotation, biological process: cell-cell adhesion; axon guidance; brain development. The transcript has 33 exons.